GGGGAGGGAAGUUGCCGCCGCCGCCGCCCGGGCCGCCGGCCCCUCCUGUCCUUUGGUCAGGUGCAGAGUUUCUCCUAGCAUGCCUGUAAUCUGAUCAGCAACCACCAGCCUUGACUCCUGUGUCUGGCACUGUGGUGCUGGGGGCUUGUCACCACAGCUACAGCACCGUCAUGGCCGCAGCCUCCACUUCCACCCCUGUAAUUUCACAGCCCCAGUUCACAGCCAUGAAUGAACCACAGUGCUUCUACAAUGAAUCCAUCGCCUUCUUUUAUAACCGGAGUGGAAAGUAUCUUGCAACAGAAUGGAACACAGUCAGCAAGCUGGUGAUGGGACUUGGUAUCACUGUCUGUAUCUUUAUCAUGCUGGCCAACCUUCUGGUCAUGGUGGCCAUCUACGUCAACCGUCGUUUCCAUUUUCCUAUUUAUUACUUAAUGGCUAACCUGGCUGCUGCGGACUUCUUUGCUGGGUUGGCCUACUUCUAUCUAAUGUUCAACACAGGACCCAAUACUCGGAGACUGACUGUUAGCACAUGGCUCCUCCGUCAGGGCCUCAUUGACACCAGCCUGACGGCAUCUGUGGCCAAUCUGCUGGCGAUUGCAAUUGAGAGACACAUAACGGUUUUCCGCAUGCAGCUCCACACACGGAUGAGCAACCGGCGGGUGGUGGUGGUCAUUGUGGUCAUCUGGACUAUGGCCAUUGUGAUGGGUGCUAUACCGAGUGUGGGCUGGAACUGUAUCUGUGAUAUUGAAAAUUGUUCCAACAUGGCGCCCCUCUACAGUGACUCCUACUUAGUCUUCUGGGCCAUUUUCAACUUGGUGACGUUUGUGGUGAUGGUGGUUCUUUAUGCUCACAUCUUUGGCUAUGUUCGACAGAGGACUAUGAGAAUGUCUCGACAUAGUUCUGGACCACGGCGGAAUCGGGAUACCAUGAUGAGUCUUCUGAAGACCGUGGUCAUUGUGCUUGGUGCCUUUAUUGUCUGCUGGACUCCGGGCCUGGUCUUGCUACUGCUGGAUGUGUGCUGCCCACAGUGUGAUGUCCUGGCUUACGAGAAAUUCUUCCUUCUCCUGGCUGAGUUCAACUCUGCGAUGAACCCUGUCAUCUACUCCUACCGCGACAAGGAGAUGAGCGCCACCUUCAGACAGAUCCUCUGCUGCCAGCGCAGCGAGACAGCCAGUGGCCCCACUGAAGGCUCCGACCGCUCGGCCUCCUCCCUCAACCACACCAUCCUGGCUGGAGUUCACAGCAAUGACCACUCUGUGGUUUAGAAAGGAAAGGAAGAUGAGAGGCCUGCCAUCCUCAGUGAAGGCAUGAACAGCCUCCCCCAACCCCGGUCCCAGGUGAGGUGGGGAGCAAGACAGGAAGAAACUCGUGCACUUAAACACUAACCAAUGGCAGUAUUCGUCCUAAGCCCGGGAGACUUGGGAGACUUACGUUGAAAAGCAGCUUAUGUGACAACCCUCAUCCUGAUCCCCUCCUGUUGAAAGCAGAAAGUGGAGCUCUCACAGUGGAAUUCAGAUGUUGACUCUGGAGCGUCCCAUUUGCACUCACUAACUAGACUUUAAAGACUUUGUGUAGUUCGGUGCAAGUCAGAAUAAAUUCUGACAAACGAGUCCACAACUUCAUUUACACACAGGCCUCCAUUGUGUUUCUGCUUUUCAAGGAUAUGUUUUAUAUAAAAACGUGUUUUCGCCUAUC
This is a messenger RNA of Castor canadensis (American beaver), 1695 nucleotides long. It is a transcript of the gene Lpar1, whose product is annotated as lysophosphatidic acid receptor 1. The record is from RefSeq and is a predicted model, not a curated record. Gene Ontology annotation, biological process: G protein-coupled receptor signaling pathway. Gene Ontology annotation, cellular component: membrane. NCBI's taxonomy places the organism in Eukaryota, Metazoa, Chordata, Mammalia, Rodentia, Castoridae. Gene Ontology annotation, molecular function: lysophosphatidic acid receptor activity.